AUGCCUGAGACAGUUGACAAAGAUAAGACCUGGGAGUGGACCAGGAAAGGUGACUUGAAAGUUGAAACUGGAACACUGAUUUUUGCAGCCCAAGAACCGGCACUGAGAACAAACUAUGUUAGGUUCAAUAUAGACAAGUCCAUGGAUUCCUCGCUUUGUAGGUUGUGUGGCCAAAAGGCAGGAGCACCCAACUACGGUUUUCUCCAAAAUACGUUGAAAACACUUUUUAGGUCGUAUCCAGAGUACUUUUGGAUCUAUAGGAAUGCAUUCUAAUUGUAGGGGCACUACACAAUUUUUAUCUGUUCGGUCAUGCUAGGGGAACUUAAGUCCUUUCGAAAUUACAAGGGCUUCAGUAUUAUUUUCCCGAUUAUACUACUACAUAAGAAAUUACUACAAUUUGAUUGGCUUAAAGCAGUGGUAUUUCAGCUUAAUUUGAAAUACCUACAUGUGAAAAUUACAAACCUUUUGCGGGUAGUAGUAUAAACAAAUAAUAGCAUGAUUUGUACGUGANACUACAAUUUGAUUGGCUUAAAGCAGUGGUAUUUCAGCUUAAUUUGAAAUACCUACAUGUGAAAAUUACAAACCUUUUGCGGGUAGUAGUAUAAACAAAUAAUAGCAUGAUUUGUACGUGAUAUUUGGCAUAAAUACCACUAGUGAUAUUUCCAAAUUGUCUCAAAUUUCACUCGCCGAACGGCUCGUGAACUAGUAACGUAUAACAAUUUCGAAAUAUCACUCGUGGUAUUUAUGCCAAAUAUCACUACAAAAUCAUGCUAUUACCUAUACAAAUUUUAGGUGCAAUCUAACGUUUUAUAUUUUUUACGAAAGUGAGAAUUUUUCUGAUUCCUCUCUCCUCCACAUUUUAAAGUCCGAAAAUUUUAGGUUUCCUUUUUCUUAGAAAAAUAGUGUAAGCUGAGUUGUAAAAUAUGAAAACUUAAACUUCAGAAAAUCAUAGGGAGUUUAUUAGAUAAGCUUUGAAAAUUGUACAUAUUGAAUAGAACGUUCAUCUAGAAAUUUUUAGCCGUCCUCAAGCAAAGGAAAAUUCUAGGCAAUAUUUGCUUCUUCGAAGACAUACUUUACAGAAAACAGUCGUUGGGUGCCCCUGAAAAGGUUGAAACAAUAAAUCAUAUAAUAACCGAGAGUCAGUUUGGCGCAGAAAUAGUACAAGAGAAGACAUGACAACAUUGCCAGGUUGGCCCAUUGGAAGUUCUGCUGUAAGUAUGACUUGAACAAAAGUGAG
Messenger RNA from Porites evermanni, 1237 nucleotides. The record is from the annotation of a GenBank genome assembly. Lineage: Eukaryota; Metazoa; Cnidaria; Anthozoa; Scleractinia; Poritidae.